Messenger RNA from Wasmannia auropunctata (little fire ant), 2462 nucleotides. Its product is annotated as RCC1 and BTB domain-containing protein 1-like. Bases 172 to 1800 code for a protein of 542 amino acids. NCBI's taxonomy places the organism in Eukaryota, Metazoa, Arthropoda, Insecta, Hymenoptera, Formicidae. The record is from RefSeq and is a predicted model, not a curated record. The transcript has 10 exons. Gene Ontology annotation, molecular function: protein binding.
CCCUCUUUCCAACUGAAAUGGUCACUCUAGCAAGUCUAGCAGCCAUCAGCAGUGAUGUCAAAAACAACAGCGGACGCCCAUUGACAUAAGAGUCAUAAGAGACAUCGCGGUCCGCAUGAAACAGCUGUGAAGAGAUCCCCCGAGGAAACGAGGUAUUCGCGAAGAGGCGACAUGUGCACCUCGGACCUACGUAGCUGGCCCAUCUUCAGUUUACUGGAGCCGGAGUUCGUCUCGCAGAUUCACAUGGUCGUGGUAUACGGUAACCUGGGUAACGAGGCCCUGAUCGUGACGAGGGACAAGAUGGUGUACGCCCUGGGCAACAACAUCGCCGGUUGUCUGGGGACUGGCGACGCGCACAGCACGCUGUACCCGAAGAAGGUGGAGGCCCUCUGCGAGAAGGAUAUCAAGACGUUCGCCUACGGCAGCGGACCCCACGUUCUGGUGCUCACGAAGGAGGGAGAGGUGUACUCCUGGGGCCACAAUGGCUACUGCGAACUGGGGAACGGGACGUGUAAUCAGGGUCUCACGCCUACUCUAGUCAACAUGCCCACCAUGAACGGCGGUCUGGGCAUGAAGCGCAUCGUGGACAUCGCGUGCGGGAGUCACCAUUCCGUCGCUCUGACCGAGGACGGCGAGGUGUACGCCUGGGGACAGAACAAUUGCGGGCAAGUGGGCAGCAGCAUCAGCACGAAUCAGGGCGCGCCCAGGCAAGUGAACUCCAACCUGGCUGGGAAGAAGGUCGUCUACAUCUCCUGCGGUCAGACCUCCACCAUGGCGGUCGUCGAGAACGGCGAGGUGUACGGCUGGGGCUACAACGGCGUCGGCCAGCUGGGGAUAGGCAAUUACGUGAACCAAAUGACGCCGUGCCGAGUGGGCUCGCUGAUCGGCACUGUGAUAGUCAAGGUCGCCUGCGGAUACGCGCACACGCUGGCGCUCACGGACGAGGGGAAGCUGUACGUCUGGGGCGGGAACAGUUACGGCCAGUUGGGGAUCGGCAACAAGACGAACGCCUGCAAUCCAGUCAUGUUGGACCACCAGGUCAGCCACGAGAUGGGAAGGGUGUCCGACAUCGCCGCUCUGCACUACAAUCACAUAAGCAUCGCCGUCGGCGAGGGUGGACGCGUCUACAUGUGGGGACAUUGUCGCGGUCAGAGCAUCACGACCCCGACCGCCACUCCGUUCUCGAACGUGCACGACGCGCUCGCCUGCUACGGCUCGCCGAGCGUUAUGCACAAGCCGCUGAUCCUGCACGCGAACGAGGAGUCGGGCAUAUUGGAGUGCCUGGAGACCGCAUUCGACGAUCCCACGACGAGCGAUCUCACGAUACAGGUGGAGGGCCAGUGUAUUCACGUGCACAAGGCUAUUUUGAAGAUCCGCUGUCCGUACUUCAAGACCAUGUUUCAGCACAAUUGGGCGGAAAACAACAAGAAUGUCAUCGAGCACGAUCAAUUUUCCUACGUCGUCUACAAAGCCUUCCUGAAGUACUUGUACACCGACGUGAUCGAUUUGCCCGUGGAGAAGGCGUUAGAGCUUCUGGAUCUGGCUAACGCUUAUUGCGAGAGCAACCUCAAGAAGCACUGCAUUCGGAUGAUAAAGCAAGGAAUUACCGUAUCGAACGUCGCCUAUUUGUACAGCAUCGCGAUCGAGUACAGCGCGGAGGAGCUGGAAGAAUUCUGCUUUAAGUUCGCCUUGAAUCACAUGACGGCUGUGACGCAGACGGAAAAUUUCGCCAAGCUGGACGAGAAUACGGUAAAAACUUUUAUAAUUAAGGCGGGCAAGGCCGGCGUUUUUAGGACGUAAUUUCGUCUGUUUGCCUCAAGGACAGCGCGCCUCGACGGGCAUGGACGGAAGUCGCCCGGUCUGUCUGUUGCUGCACGAAUAACGCGUUUUACAAUCGUGUGUUCUGAUGAAAAAUAUUCCGCGACAACUUUCGUUUCCUCAACUUUGCAUUUCGCGUGUUGUAAGUGAUAUAAAAUAGACGCGGCCCCGCGUCCGACCGUUGCGAACAAAAGUAGUCUCGCGGGCGCGCGCACGCGCAUCGCCGGAUCAUCCGCGUGCGGGAGAUGCCCUCGGUUGAUCCCCUCGGAGAGGGGAUCUUGUGUGAUCUUGCGAACGGUACCUGAGAGAUUAUCCUAGAAAAUUCGCGUAACGCGAAAGGAAAGGAAAAAAAACAACAGCGCGCCACUCGCUGAAGAGGAAUCAAUCUCGCGUCCGCUGUGCCGGUUAUCGGCGUAACCGGAUUUAUUACGCGUCAAAAAGUCUGUCGAACGAUUGCGAAAGAUUUUAUCGUUCCGUUUCCUUCUUAUUCAUUUUUUUCUGUGAUAUAGCGUGAUAUAUCGGGGCGUGACUACAUACCGCGAUCACGCCGGCUUCUCUCGCCGAUUCUGUUUGCCAGCUGAACUUUGUAAAAUAUAGAUAUGUAUGUACAGUAUGUACGUAAUAAAAUUUUGUAACGCAGUCAA